This is a messenger RNA of Stylonychia lemnae, 489 nucleotides long. The record is from the annotation of a GenBank genome assembly. Lineage: Eukaryota; Ciliophora; Spirotrichea; Sporadotrichida; Oxytrichidae.
AUGAAACUUUUCUUGAAUAUAUUCUUGACAAUAUCAAUACAAACAAUCCUCUUUGUUGCAGGAUAGAGCACUUCAGACUUAGAUUGCAAAUCAUUCAGAAUUGGAGAAGCAGGAGGAGGUUUUACAAUAUUCUCACUUCCAUAAAACUAAAUUUGCAAGUUUGUUAUGGUUACACCUUUUGUUGGGAAGAGAACUAUGAAUAUCACUGCCAAAUAUGAUCAUCCAAUGCAAGCGAACAGAUUAGACUGCCCUUCAAAGACAGUUGAAUGCUUAGGGGCUUUAGUUUAGCCCAAUGUGACAUACAAUUUUACUGGAGAAGAAAAGGACCCAUAUGUUACAACAUACACCUUUAGUAACCUAGAUUUCAAGCCUAAUGAAUUCAAACUAUUAAUGACCUAUGAUAUCUAAUUAGGUUCUUCCUAUGCAAAAGUUUUAGGAUGUAAACUACUGUUUGGGCUUUCAUUAAUCAUGCUGCUUGGACUAAUUUGA